Lytechinus variegatus (green sea urchin) is the source of this 3078-nucleotide messenger RNA. RefSeq names its product malonyl-CoA decarboxylase, mitochondrial-like. The transcript is spliced from 11 exons. Lineage: Eukaryota; Metazoa; Echinodermata; Echinoidea; Temnopleuroida; Toxopneustidae. Gene Ontology annotation, cellular component: peroxisomal matrix; mitochondrial matrix. The record is from RefSeq and is a predicted model, not a curated record. Gene Ontology annotation, biological process: positive regulation of fatty acid oxidation; fatty acid biosynthetic process; acetyl-CoA biosynthetic process. The coding region runs from base 47 to 1603 and encodes 518 amino acids. Gene Ontology annotation, molecular function: malonyl-CoA decarboxylase activity.
UUAGUCUUCAAUCGAAUCGCAGCUGACUACAAAUUGUACUACCAAUAUGAACUUAUCAAGAAAAUAUGUUAUUUCUUGGCCUGUCAAACUCUUCAUUUACCGGGAGAUUGUGAACAUAAAAAUGGCAUGGAAAUCCCAAGCAAGAAUGAUAUCAUCAAGUCGUAUUGGAUCAGCGGUAAUGGCUCAGUCACAGUUCUUAGAAGCGAAAGUUCCUCAGCUGAUGGCAAACUUUUCUGACAGAGGGAAUCAAAAUUCUCCAUGGAUACCAGAAUCGACUGUCCAGGAGGUCUGUGACCAUUACCAUGGGCUAGCUAAUGAGGGCAGGUUGACCUUCCUGUCAGCCAUGGCAUCAGGAAUGGGUACAAGGCAUGACAGGGUCCGCAAGGAAGCCAAUCUUCUACAAACCCAAGCGGGUAGAGAGGAUGCCUCCAUUCUCCAGGCAGAGAAUCGUCUCCGUCAGUCCCUCAUCCCUGGUUACUCCACUCUCUUCUCCCACAUCAGUCGACUAAGGGGAGGGGUCAAGUUCCUUGUUGAUCUACGAGCAGACCUCUUGAAUCACUUGUCAUCCCAGAAAUCCCUCCCGAAUGAAGCUGAAUUGAAGGCGCUGAAUGACACAUUGAAAGAUCUCUUGAUUGGAUGGUUUGCUGCGGGAAUGCUAAACCUGGAGAGGGUCACAUGGUCAUCAUCAUGUGACAUGCUUGAGAAGAUAAGUCAGUAUGAGGCAGUACAUCCUGUACGUCACUGGACAGACAUCAAGCAUCGAGUAGGACCAUACCGCAGGUGUUUUGUGUUCACACACAGCAGCAUGCCUAAUGAACCGCUCGUCAUCUUACACACCGCCCUCACCAGAGAUAUAUCGGCCAGUAUCCAGUCCAUCGUACGUAAGCAAGAUGACAUAGCCAUCGGAGUGAAACCAGGAGAAGAGGAUCCUGACGAGGCCCAGGCUGCUAUCUUCUAUUCUAUCACAUCAACUCAAAAAGGUCUUCAGGGUGUGGAGCUUGGUAACCACCUCAUUAAGAGUGUUGUCAAGGAGCUACAGUCUGAGUUUCCCAGCAUGCAUCUCUUCUCAAGCCUCUCACCAAUCCCAGGCUUCAGGGACUGGCUCGUGUCACAGAUCAACAAGGAGGUCAAAGAUGGACAUAAAAACAGCUUACUCACUGCACAAGAAUUAGACUCGUUCCAGUCUGCUAUAGACAUUGCAUCACCACAGGCAUUGCCAACCCUGAAGAAAGUCAUCGUAACGAAUGAGUGGGUCAAGUCUGAGAGGCUGGUGGAGAGUCUACAGUCCCCUCUCAUGAGGUUAUGUGCAAGGUACCUGUAUUCAGAAAAGAGACGCAAGAUGGCACUGAAUACUGUAGCAAACUUCCAUCUUCGGAACGGCGCAACCAUGUGGCGCCUCAACUGGUUGGGCGACACCUCGCCACGGGGUCUGACCGCUUCUUGCGGCAUGAUGGUCAACUAUCGGUACUACCUUGAGAACACGACAAGCCUCAGCCAGCACUAUAUUGAAACACAGAACAUUGAAGCUUCCCAACAGAUAUUGGAUUUGGUAGGGGAAGGUUUGUCCAGCGGGGAGACAGGGAAUGUGAACAGUAAAUUAUGAUGAUCAACCAAAGAAUAACUUUGUCAGUUGCUAUAUAGAUAUUGUAAUGGAUUAUAAUUUUUCCAAGCAGAUAUGCCAAUGAUCAUGUGCAAUGUAAGUCAGUAUAAUUUUUAAAUUGGUUUAAGGGAAAGUCUACCCCAACAAAAAGACAAGUUUAUAUACCCAAACAGUGAAACUCAGACAAGCAUAGCACUGAUAAUUUUGUUCAAAAUUAAUGUGAAAUAAGAGAGUUAAACUUAUUUUGUAAAAUGUUUUGUCAGUUUCAUAUAUCAGUUAUAUGCACAUCCUGGCUGGUAUUUAAAGGGGGAACCAAUGUUGUCUUUGACUCUUUAUUUUUUGUGCAUUUUAUAAGAUAUGAUAUGUAUCAUUUCAUUAUUUUUGUUAUAUAUUUGAUGAUUUUGAUAUUUGAUUAGUGUGAUGUUAUCAAUUCUUUGAUUUGCAUACCAACCAGGAUGUGGAAAUAAAGUGAAAUUAACAUUUGAUUAUUUUCCUAUUUUCAAUCAGAUUUUGAUGAAGUUUUCAGUAUUAAGCUUGGUUGAUGUUUCUUUUUUAUUCCCAAACCAACUAUUUGUUAUGGUGGAAUUUUACUCUAAUGGUCAGUUACUCAGCAAGCAUGCUCUGGCCAUAAUUCACAUUAGCUCAUACACCAUGGUAAUAUAUUAUUGAUAUGAUGAUGGCAUACAGGCGUGAACAAAAGCCAGUAUGUUGCUUCCUUGUAUAUGCUUAUAUUGCAGCUAUUUUGGGUGCUUUCUUGACAAUACACAAUACACAUCCACUAUAUUUAAGCAAUCAUUUGCUUUGUGACAUACAUGAUGUUCUGUGUUAGGUGAAAAGCAUUGCCUGUGUUUAUUACAGCACUCUGACCCCUGUACAGUACAAGCAGUGCUUUACCAAAGUGCAUGGGAAUUUCAGUUGCACAGUUUUGCAGUAUUUGUGUAUAUGAACAGGUUUGAAUUGUGAAUUUUCAAUUGGAAAUCUGUUCUGUGGGAGCCCUUGUCACCUUUUGAGCAUUUGAUGAAAGGACUUGCUGGAUAUUUGAGCUGACACAAAGCAUGAUUUAUCUGACAGCUUCCAGAGGAACUGUGCUUCUCAGCUAAUCAAAAUCAGGGAAAGUUCUCUGAUCUGGCAACUUGUUUGGCAAGAAAUGCUGAUGAAAUGCUCUCCUGAUAUCAAUAUUUUGUCAUUCCUUCAAUAAACAUGUGUAGUAAACUCAAUUUUAAAAAAGUAUUCUCUAAGAAACUUUCAUAUUUGAGUAUUUUUUUUCCAUAUUGCAAAAUACUAAAUUUGCAACUCUGCUGAUACUAGUACCACAAUAAUGAAAUGACUAUAGCAGUAUUCCCGCAGGAAGUACUUUGAUUCCAAUAUGGUCAGGUGGGUGUUUUAGAAAGCUGCUCUUAUGUUAAAGGUCAAGUCCACCCCAGAAAAAUGUUGAUUUGAAUAAAUGGAGAAAAAUCUAACUAGCAUUUCAUCAAAAU